CGAAAUAUUCCAGUCAGCACUUCCAGUUUCGUUUCUGAAACAAACUAACUUCCCAUAGCGUCCUGUCUAGGUGUGUCUGGAGCUGUCGCCAUCCUCAACUAUCUUGAAGAUAAGACACCAAAGUGAGUAAACGUCAAAGAUUCAUUCAACCUCCUUUACAUACUUCAGCAGACCAUCUGUCCACUAUGAACUCCAUGUUAACCAAUAGUCAGCAGAAAACUAUCUGCUCCCAGCUGGGAAGAGUCAAACUCCAGCUGCUGUACAAGGCCAGCAUCCAUGGUUUCACCGGGGCAGCCUUCCACCAACGAUGUGACAACCGCGGUCCCACGGUGUCUGUGGGCUACAACGCCUCUGGUUAUGUGUUUGGAGGCUACACCAAACAACCUUUCAGUCAGUCUGGACAGUAUGUGCAUGAUGACCAGGCCUUUCUUUUCACCUUCAGUGGAGUAAAGCUCCUCAAGUAUCCGGUUACUGGUCCUGCUAACGCAGUGAGAAUGAUCCCUGGGUCUGGUCCACAUUUUGGAGAUGCAUUAGUUCUUGACUAUGGGGGCCAAGCAGUAGUCUACAGCUCUCCAGGAAAUUAUUACAACUUCACUGCUGCAGAAAUGCAUGGCAAUGAUCUCAACCUGACUGAGUGUGAAGUCUAUGAAGUCAAAGAAACCACAGAACUUGAGCGUCCAUGGAGAACAAUCACCUGGGAAUCUGAAAAGAAGAUGGAGCUGAUGGAGACUGUUAAGACUUACAAACCCACAGUCAGCUCUGUGUCCCAGGUUCGGGUUCUGCUCAUUGGACCAGUUGGAGCUGGAAAGUCCAGCUUCUUUAAUUCCAUUAACUCUGUAUUCAGAGGCCACGUCACCAGCCAGGCCAUCGCUGGCAGCUCCACCACCAGCCUGACCACAAAGUUUCGCACCUACUCAGUGAAAGCGGAGCGAGAUGGAAAACGUUUGCCAAUCAUCUUGUGUGAUACCAUGGGAUUGGAGGAAAGCACAGGGGCGGGGCUUGAUAUAGAUGACAUCAACAGCAUCCUUAAAGGUCAUCUGCCAGACUGUUAUCAGUUCAACCCCUCUGCCCCUCUGCAAUCGGAAACCAGCGGCUAUUGUAAGUCUCCAGGGCUUAAGGACAAGAUCCACUGCGUGGUCUAUGUCACUGACGCCUGCAAGGUCUCCAUCAUGCCCACGAAGCUGGAGGAGAAGCUGAAUGCUAUCCGCAGAAAGGUCAACUUAAUGGGGAUUCCUCAGCUGGUUCUGGUCACUAAAGUAGAUGAAGCCUGUCCUAUGGUGACAGAGGACGUGAGGAACAUUUACAAGAGUGGCUACAUCAAGGAAAUUAUGCAGGAGGUCAGCGCUCGGCUCGGCGUGCCACUGUCCUGUGUUGUUCCAGUGAAGAACUACAGCGAGGAGUUGGACCUGGACCUGAACUGUGACAUCCUGCUGCUCAGCGCCAUCAUCCAGAUGCUUCGCUUCGCAGAAAAUUACUUGGAUGACAUCAGUGACCAAUUCAGCAACAUUGAAGUCAAAGAAUAGGAAGUGUUAGUGCAGCAGAUGUUUAUCUCCUGUCCUGAAAUGUCUCUCAAAAUGAUCUAUCCAUGCAUCCAUCCAUUUACCGGCAGGUGAUCCAGCCUAAUGCUAGUUCACCGUGCACUUCCUCCUCUGAGUUUUCCAAGCACUACUUGGAAUUAUAGGAGAUGUAGUGUCUCUAGUAUUUCCUGACACUGUGCAGCACCUCCAGUUUGUGGCUUUAGAAACAGAUUGAGCUGAUUCUUAAUUUGAUUGCCUCUAAGCUGCACAAUAUCCAUUUUCUUUCUAAUUUGGUUUUGAAGUUUUUAUAUUAGAAAAUUAUUACAUAAGGCAUGAUUUUGAAUUUUUUUCAUUAGGUAUAAAGACAUUAAUAUUUUGUUAUAUAUUGUUAUUGUUGGCUCAUAUAGUGGGAUUCAUAUUUUUUUUUUAGUAAGGAUUUCUGAUACUAUGACUCACCUUCUUGCGGCAACAUCCUUAUGGAUGAAUCACAUAAAAAAUGCAAGAUGGCGCCGGCGCCUUGAUGACAUCAGAUUUCAUUCUAUAUAUUCAAUAUCUAUUCUAUAUUUUGACUUUCAUUCAAUAUAUUCCAGCUUUCACUAUAUAUAUUCUGACUUUCAUUCCAUACUUUUAGUUUUGGUGUUAAUUUUCAAGUGGUUUCAGCACUUCUUGCAAGUUUUGACUGCUGCAGUAGGUGCACACAUGUGCUGUUCAAUGCAAUGCAGAAUCAACAGUUCAAAUGGCCAGUCAUGGAUAAUUGAAAUAGACCUCUUGGGUUUAAUUCAGUUUCAGUUAGUUAUACACUCUUGGGUUUUGGUGUUUUGACAUACGCCUACCUUACAUGUAUUUACACAAAUUAAGUUGUAUACACAUCUUGUCACAGAGUGGGGGGA
Messenger RNA from Etheostoma spectabile (orangethroat darter), 2407 nucleotides. Its product is annotated as interferon-induced protein 44. The record is from RefSeq and is a predicted model, not a curated record. The transcript has 8 exons. Gene Ontology annotation, biological process: immune response. Gene Ontology annotation, molecular function: GTP binding. Lineage: Eukaryota; Metazoa; Chordata; Actinopteri; Perciformes; Percidae. The coding region runs from base 186 to 1523 and encodes 445 amino acids.